Tripterygium wilfordii is the source of this 1860-nucleotide messenger RNA. Its product is annotated as F-box protein At3g12350. Gene Ontology annotation, cellular component: SCF ubiquitin ligase complex. The transcript has 2 exons. Gene Ontology annotation, biological process: SCF-dependent proteasomal ubiquitin-dependent protein catabolic process; gibberellic acid mediated signaling pathway. The record is from RefSeq and is a predicted model, not a curated record. NCBI's taxonomy places the organism in Eukaryota, Viridiplantae, Streptophyta, Magnoliopsida, Celastrales, Celastraceae. Gene Ontology annotation, molecular function: protein binding. Bases 236 to 1624 code for a protein of 462 amino acids.
CAUAGUUACAGUUACACCCCCAUCACCGCAACACAGAAUAUCUUCGAAACUUCCAGGCUCUAUUUCCUUUUUCCUCCUCACCACUCUAAAGAAUCAAAGAAUCAUUCCCUCUUCUCAUAGAAUCUACCGAACUCCAUUUCUAAUCUGACGACGGACCGUAAUCACAUAAACUAUUUUUCUCGCCCUCAGCAACAGUUUCCCGAGAAAGUCCUCUUUUUUCCCGAGAAAAUCCAUCAUGGCGAAUCUCAAUGAACCAGCUACAAUCUCUUGUUAUUCCUUCGCAGAUUUCCCUGAGGACGUCCAGCUCUGCGUCUUAUCGUUUCUGUCCCCGGCUGAAAUCGCCAAUUUCGCUUGCACGUCGAAGCAGUCUGUAUUAAUAUGUCGAAGCGACAGCAAGCUCUGGUACACCUUAUGCGACAGGAGGUGGGGCUCGCAAACCCAGAUCAGGAAUUGGGGGAAUGGUCAAAUCAGCUACAAACUUCUCUACAAGACUCUUGACAAGUGGGAGAAUCUGAUCGGAUUCUGGCGUCGGUGCGGCAAUUCCCCUGCAACGACCACGGUUGAAUCCCCGUCGUUGAUUUUCUUCGAGUGGGGACCAUCGUUUCUCGCGGGCUCUCGCGUUUCCCCCUCCAGAAACGGCACCUAUCAUGUAAUAAAGUCGCCGUUUUUAUAUUUGGGAAUAUCAUCGGAGGGACAGAUAGUGAGUUUUCUCGAUUCCGAUGGGUGCAAUGGUGAAAUAUCCGUUAAUAUUGCGAGCUACUGGCAAUUCGGGUAUUUGGAUAACAACCUGAUUCCGGUUAAUGUUGAUUUCAUGGGGAAUUCCUACUUCACUGUGGAGGAAAAUCGGAAUUUGACUUAUUCUUCUCCAGAAUCAAAUAAGAACUGCUUUAAAAGAAGUUCAAGUUCAUCAAAUUUACGCGGAGAAGAGGAGGAAGCAAUUGAGGUACAGGGUGGGACACCAGGGAGCUUGCCGGAGAUGUCUGAAAUGUACCAGCAUUUGGCAAACAGGACGCGCACAGGGGCUGUGAGGAGGCAGAGGAGACGGGAGAAGGAGAGGCAGGCCACGAGGAGGCGCUGGGAGACAGAGCACUUUGUCAAGGUUGUUGAAUGCUCGCCCACCCUGGCACGCCCUUUGCAGGGAUUGUGGAAGGGUUUUUGUGAUGACAUGAACUUGGAAUUUUAUCUGGUGGCAUAUGAUGAUGUUGGAGGCAUCACCUGUCGAAGGGUUAGGGACUUGUCUGAACAUCUUAUUAGAUCUGCCCCUGUAUUUUGGACAUCGAAGCCUACAUUUAUUGAGUCUCCAUUUCCUACAGAAGAAGAAAGUUUAUAUGCCAGUCGGAUACAUCAGCGGCCACUUGCAGCAGUAAAUUACAGUCAGGAGCAAUAUUCUUUCACGGGCAAUGAGGAGGUCAUUCGCAUAGUGUACAUAAAUUCUAGUUAUGAUUUAGUAGUUCCUGGCUUGACAGAUACUUCUCCAAAUCUGCGCAAUGCGGAGGGUAGGAUUUGGCAGUAUAUAGAUGGGACAUUUGGAUUUGGGUUUCUCCGCGACAACUUCGUUAUAGACCUGAAGAAUAUUGCCAAAGAUGGUUUUCUUAUGGAUGCAGUCGGACAAUCUGGCGAUUGAUAUUCUCUUUGAGACCAUCUAUUGCAAUAAAAAUUAGUGACGCCAGAUGUGAUAUGUGUCACAUAUGUACUAAAUUUGUCGUGGAAAUACUAAAAUUUCAUUCUAUAGUGUAGUUUUUUUUUCUUAAAAAUUUUCAUGUAUCCUUCUUCUUUGUGCAAUCUGCAAAUCAUAACGAUGUAAGGGUUGUUGGAUUAUGAAGUUAUUCCUCUUUUUAAGUCCUGAACAUUGAUAAUGUC